GCUUGCUUCCGGUUUUUGCCGGGGUGUCAACGUGAUGUAGAAAUUUUCAUUUUAUUGUUUUGUACUGUCUGCUGUUUCUCUCUAUUUUACUAGAGUGUCUUUUAUCGUGAUAUAAUUAUUUUGGUGUGGCUUGUCGUUUAAAGCCGCGGAUGGUAUAACGAAGAUCCCUUUAUUUUAAGUUGACUUCCACGAUUUCUCCAGAAAGUCUGUUCUUUUUAAAACUGAUUUUGUUGAAACCCGCUUCGUUAGGAUUGUAAUCCAUUCUACUUAUGUAGUUCCCGUUGCUUGUGAUAAUACGGAGCAUCCUGUUUCCUGCUGUCACGAAUAAUUAUAAUUAGUGGGUGUAAAGUGACCCUUUAGGCGUCUAAACGGUUCCAUGAUAAGAACUGUGGCAAAAAGUCUGUUCAGACAUUUGGAGAGAGUGGGGUUGAAGAACAGUACCCAAAUUUUUGUAGUUCGUCUUCAGAGCGUGUCCCCUAAAAUGGAGAGGGCAGUGGUGCGUUGUGUUCCUACGGAGAGCCAAAUGACAAUUUCAUUCAGCUUGUCUGGCAGUCAAAAACACAUGCUUAGGGAUCAGAAGGAAAAACUGGGCAAACUUUUGGCAAGGAUCGCCCACAACGCUGUCAAAAGUCAGGGGAAAAGGGGCAAAAAAAGUAAAAAUGAGGAAUCGGUGCCUUCAGAACCUACCGUAAAGCUGUAUUACCGCGAUGAACCUGUAGCUGAGGACACUGUAAAUUCUGAUGCUUGGCAAGAUGGGUCGGUACUAUAUGUCGGAGAUAUUAAAUAUGAUGUGGAAAGGAAUCCCCCCACUUUUCUAAAUGUGUCUUUACCGCGAUCUGUUAUGGCAGGCUUUCCAGUCUGCCCAAAGAUAGAUAUCGAGUUUGGAGACGUCAAUCAGUCGACCUAUCAGUGGUACAAGGAAAGCAAACGUGCUACUGAGAGCAGCCAAGAAACUAGUUGGGAAGAAGCUGGUUCUGAGAGAGUUUUCAUGCCUUCAAACUCAGAUGUUGGUCUAAAAAUUAAAUUAAAAUGCACACCUAGAAGUUCCAAUAGAUUUGGAGUACCUGUGGAACUGGAAACUGCCUGCACUGUUGAAGCUGGACCUGGCACGUGUACUUUUGACAGUAGGCACUUGUACACUAAAAUGGUUGCACCUGAUUCAAUAGUUAGAACAGUAUCCUACAACAUUUUAGCUGAUAUUUAUGCCCAAACUGAACUUUCCAAAACUGUUCUAUACCCGUAUUGUCCACCCUAUGCACUUGAACUCGACUACAGGCAACAUUUAAUUAAAAAGGAACUUUCUGGCUAUAAUGCUGACAUCGUUUGCCUGCAGGAGGUUGAUAAGCAUGUUUUUUUAGAUGACCUGGUACCUGCAUUGGAUGCAUUUGGUUUAGCAGGGGUUUUUAAAAUCAAAGAGAAGCAACAUGAAGGUUUGGCCACAUUCUUUAGGACAGCCAAGUUUAACUUGCUAAGUCAACAUGACAUAAUUUAUGGUAAUGCUUUGGUUUCAGACUCUUUGCACAGCACACUAUUGGAAAGGAUUUCUGUGUAUCCAAAUGUCAAAGAAAAAUUUCUACAGCGGUCAGCUGCUUUACAGGUGUCUGUCUUGCAGUCCACAAAGGAUGCUAAUAAAAAGGUCUGUGUUGCAAACACUCAUCUUUACUGGCACCCAAAAGGUGGAAACAUUCGUCUCCUUCAGAUAGCCAUAGCCUGGCAGCACAUUCACCACAUCAUUACUGAAAUCUAUCCCAAUGUACCAGUCAUCUUCUGUGGUGACUUAAACAGCAUGCCAGCUUCAGGAGUUGUCACCUUUCUCACAGGAGGAUAUAUUGAUGCUGACCAUGAAGACUGGGUUUCUAAUGAAAAAGAACAGUGUCAAAUGUCCCUUGAUCAUCAUGUGACACUACAGAGUGCCUGUGGACUGCCCGCAUACACAAAUUAUGUGGGAGCUUUUAAUGGAUGUCUGGACUACAUAUUUAUUGAUUCCAAUGCUUUUGAAGUUGACCAAGUAGUUCCUUUGCCAAGUCAUGAUGAAGUCACCACACACCACGCACUUCCUAGUGUUUCACAUCCAUCUGACCAUAUAGCACUUGUAUGUGACUUAAAGUGGAAGAAUGUUAUCUAAUAUUUUUAUGGGCACAUUCAUUUUGCUUAAUCUGAUGGCUGUUUACUUUGUAGUAAACAAAAUAAUGAAUUGCAAAAUGUGCUUGUAAUAAAUUGAAUUUAAUGAAAAAUGAUUAUUAAAA
Protopterus annectens (West African lungfish) is the source of this 2246-nucleotide messenger RNA. RefSeq names its product phosphodiesterase 12 (gene PDE12). Gene Ontology annotation, molecular function: 3'-5'-RNA exonuclease activity. Lineage: Eukaryota; Metazoa; Chordata; Ceratodontiformes; Protopteridae. The transcript is spliced from 3 exons. Gene Ontology annotation, cellular component: mitochondrion. The record is from RefSeq and is a predicted model, not a curated record. Bases 377 to 2125 code for a protein of 582 amino acids. Gene Ontology annotation, biological process: nuclear-transcribed mRNA catabolic process, deadenylation-dependent decay.